Messenger RNA from Eublepharis macularius, 778 nucleotides. It is a transcript of the gene SMIM22, whose product is annotated as small integral membrane protein 22. Gene Ontology annotation, biological process: regulation of cell population proliferation. The record is from RefSeq and is a predicted model, not a curated record. The coding region runs from base 150 to 419 and encodes 89 amino acids. The transcript is spliced from 4 exons. Lineage: Eukaryota; Metazoa; Chordata; Lepidosauria; Squamata; Eublepharidae.
AUUGGUGCAAACAGGAACAAGGAAGUAAAGGUGCUUUGGAAGGAGCAGGAGAGAGUUACAGUCUCCAUCGACAAGGAGUAGAAGCCAAGGAAGGCAUUCUUACAACAGUUCUAUUGGAACAUUUGAGAGAACGCUGUGGACAUCCGAAUAUGGGGUCUCAAGGCAAAGACUUUGGCCAAGAACUAAGCAAUCAGAUCAACGAUGCCCUGAGCAGACUGGCGUCCAAGGAGAUGUUCCAGUCCGACUGGGAUAUUGCAGCCUUUGCCAUUUUCUUUAUUUUCAUCGGAGCAGUUCUCUCUUUGGUCCUCCUUGUUCUGAUCCGCUGCCUCUGCUGCUGCUGCUGUGAUUGUGAGCACUCUGGAUCAUACCACAAGGCUGCCAGAAAAGUUGGCAUCGAUAACCAGGGCAUGGAGCCUUAAAGAGAAGCCAUGACUGAUCACAUAACCGACAGGAAAGAAACAUGGCUGCUCACCUGGGUUCUUCCUGCUGUGCUGGAACUGUUUCUGAACUGGAUUUCACUCCUCACACCAGCUGGAGUGUACAACUUGAGGGCCUCCAGAGCCUAGAGGACUUAUCUUCCAAAUUGUGCCAGGCUUCACCUGAACACAUGCUGUUCUCAGUUGUAUUAAACGCAGGGAGAAACAGAGGAACUACUCUGUAGAGAGCUUUCCUGUGCCUCACCAGGGCUGCCCCUGGCUUCUAGUGGCUGCUGCUGAGACUGGUCCUUUCCAAAUGGUCUAUGUAUUGCAAAGUUUUAUUACAGCCUUCUUUGAAGGAG